AUGGGAGGAUCUUGCUGUAAAGAUGAUACUUUAGAAACCAACAAAGAAAUUAGAAAUCCCCCCAAUAAGCCAAUAUUCACCCAUGCUGACAACUUGCCUCCCAGAAGUGAAUAAAAUAAAUCAAAUCAGGAAAUCAGGACCCAUCUUCUGAAACCAACAAUCCAAACUCAAAAUCAAUAAGUUCAAAUUCCUGUCAUACACAAUGGAUUGGUCAAAGAAACGCUUGCCAAAUUAGGUGAGUAUCAGAUCCCUUCUUCAAUUACAAAUGAAGGUUUAGAGGUUACUCCUCCCAUCCAAUUUGAUGACGGUUCAAUCUAUGUCGGAGGCCUAAAGAAUGACCUGUUUCAAGGAUAUGGAGAAAUCUAUUGGGAUGACGGAACUCACUACUGUGGCCAUUUCAAUAAAGGAACUAAAUCUGGUCACGGCAGAUUGGUAUACACUGAUGGAGAUACAUAUGAAGGUGAGUGGCUGGAUGAUAAGUAACACGGAAAAGGAAAAUAUUGGUACUCAGAUGGAGGUGUUUACGAUGGAAGAUUUCUCAAUGAUUUAAAAAAUGGAUUUGGCAAAGAAGUUUUGGCUAAUGGAGAGACAUACGAAGGAGAUUUCUCUAAUGGAACAAGGCAUGGAAAAGGAAAAUUGAUAAUGGCUGAUGUGGUCUUUGAAGGUCAUUUUGAAAGGGGAUAAAUGGUUGACGGAGAAUAUAAAUGGAAUGAUGGAAGAAAAUAUAGUGGUUAAAUUAAAGGAACCAAAAUACAUGGCCAUGGAGAGUUUUGGUUUCCUGAUGGAAGAUACUAUAAAGGCAAUUGGGUUGAAGAUUAAAAGGAAGGACAAGGAGAAUUUCAUUAUUCUGAUGGAUCAGUUUAUGUUGGGGAAUGGAAACAAAAUAAAUAAAACGGAUAUGGGAAAUUUACAGAUAAAAAUGGAGAAGUAAUAAAUGGCUUUUGGGUUGAUGGCAGUAAAGUAAAAUGA
Paramecium tetraurelia is the source of this 969-nucleotide messenger RNA. RefSeq lists its product as uncharacterized. Lineage: Eukaryota; Ciliophora; Oligohymenophorea; Peniculida; Parameciidae. The transcript has 4 exons. The record is from RefSeq and is a predicted model, not a curated record.